Messenger RNA from Parascedosporium putredinis, 1677 nucleotides. Lineage: Eukaryota; Fungi; Ascomycota; Sordariomycetes; Microascales; Microascaceae. The record is from the annotation of a GenBank genome assembly.
AUGGGUAUCUCUAAAACCCCCGAGGGCAACGCCUUACCUUUAAGCUCAGAUGCCAAGGAGCCGAGCCCCUCUGCCGUGGCGGGAUCCGACCCGCCGGGAACACCGCGGAUAGGUAACGGCGCGAGCGACGACAAAGUACCAAGUGUGCUCGACGAAGCCUCUAUCGAGGAUCCAGCUCAUUAUCCUAAGGGAGACCGCCUCAUCAUAGCCACAGCCAUUCCCGAAAUCACCGAUGCUUUCGGUUCCGUCACCGAUGUGGGUUGGUACGGAAGCGCCUACAUGCUCACCAACGGCGCCCUUCAACUCACGUACGGAAAACUCUAUACCUUUUGGAAUAUCAAGACUGUCUUCCUCGUCACCGUCCUCCUAUUCGAGAUCGGCUCCGCCCUUUGCGGCGCCGCCAUCGGGUCCAGCAUGUUCAUCGCCGGCCGCGCCAUCGCCGGUGCCGGUUCCGCCGGUCUCUUCUCCGGCUGCAUUGUCAUCCUUGUCAACGCCAUGCCGCUCCGAAAACGACCAAUCAUGCAGAGCCUCUUCGGGGCCGUUUUCGGCAUCGCCUCUGUUGUCGGCCCCCUUGUCGGCGGCGCCCUAACUACCCACGUCACCUGGAGGUGGUGCUUCUAUAUCAACCUGCCCUUUGGCGCCGUCGCUAUCGCAGUGAUUUUCUUCUGCCUCAAGGUCCCCAAAUCCACCGCGGAGGCAGAUCAGGAUCGGGCUGGACCAAGCAGCGAUCACACCUCGGAGGAAGCCGGCCUUCAGGCGAAACCUGCCCAAUCCGGGGUAUGGAGCAAGGUUAGGCAGCUGGACUUUGUGGGAAUGACGGCCUUUAUUCCUGGAAUCGUGUGCCUAUUGCUCGCCCUGCAAUGGGGGUGUCAAUGGAAUAGCGGCGUCAUCAUCGCCCUCUUCGUCGUCGCAGGCGUUCUCCUCGUCGCCUUCUGCGUCAUCCAGGCCCUGCUCCCGGACACGGCGACCAUCCCGCCCCGCGUCAUCACAUCAACCCGCAGCAUUCCCGCCGCCACCAUGAUCACCAUCUGUAUCGGCAGCCACAUGAUGAUCAUGGUCUAUUUCCUCCCCAUCUGGUUCCAGGCCAUCCUCGGCGCCACCGCCGUUGACUCCGGUGGGCCCUUACCUCCCGCCUCUCUUCGCGGGGUCUCUCAUCGCCGUUGCCGGCUGCGCGUGCCUCAUGACCCUGACCCCGAAUCUGGCCCCGCCAAAUGGAUUGGCUACCAAGUCCUCUACGGCUUCGGCCUUGGCUUCUCCUUUCAGGUACCCAACCUUGCCGCCCAGACCGUCCUCCCGCAUAUUGAUGUUCCUGUGGGCACCGCCCUCAUGAUCUUUGGCCAGCAGCUGGGCGGCUCCAUCUUCGUUUCCGUCGGCCAGAGUGUCUUUUCCUCUGAGCUUCUGAAGAGGCUCUCCGGCGUCGAAGGCUUUGAUGUGAAUCUCCUCUCGGACACCGGAGCUACGACGCUCAUCGAGUCUGUCCCGACUGACCUAAGAAGUCGAGUCAUCAAGGAGUACAACGGAGCCCUGAGCCGGGUGUUUAUGAUCGGUCUCAUCAUGGCCUCCCUCGCCAUCCCUUUUGCUUUGGCUAUGGAGUGGAGGAGUGUCAAGGAAAAGCCCAAGGGUGGCGUGGAGGAGGUGGGAGUAGGAAGAGAUGAAACGGAGGAAAAGUCAGGGUAA